Molecule: messenger RNA, 2104 nt
Organism: Penicilliopsis zonata CBS 506.65
Lineage: Eukaryota; Fungi; Ascomycota; Eurotiomycetes; Eurotiales; Aspergillaceae
Exons: 2
Coding region: 72-2096 (674 amino acids)
Biological process (GO): spliceosomal complex assembly; mRNA splicing, via spliceosome
Cellular component (GO): Prp19 complex; post-mRNA release spliceosomal complex; U2-type catalytic step 2 spliceosome
Molecular function (GO): protein binding
Source: RefSeq, a predicted model, not a curated record
GCCCUACCUACCCGAAUUUGACCUUUUCGAACCCCCCCCCCUAGCAGCUUGCUAUACAUACACAACCUACGAUGGAGUCGUCUCGUGGCCCGCCGAGGGUCAAGAACAAGGCUCCGGCCCCGAUCCAGAUCUCAGCGGAGCAGCUGCUCCGUGAGGCGGUCGACCGGCAGGAGGAGGCCCUGCAGGCGCCCACGCAGCGAUUUGCGGACCUCGAGGAGCUGCACGAAUAUCAGGCGCGCAAGCGGAAGGAAUUCGAAGACUAUGUACGCCGUAACCGCAUCAAUAUGAACAACUGGAUGCGCUAUGCCGCAUGGGAGCUGGAGCAGAAGGAGUUUCGACGGGCGAGAUCGAUCUUCGAGCGUGCGCUGGACGUCAGUGCCACGUCGGUGGUUCUGUGGAUUCGGUACAUCGAGUCGGAGAUGAAGAACCGGAAUAUCAACCAUGCGAGGAACUUGCUAGACCGUGCGGUGACGAUCCUGCCGCGGGUGGAUAAGCUGUGGUACAAGUAUGUCUACAUGGAGGAGACCCUGGGGAAUAUCCCAGGCACCCGGCAGGUGUUUGAGCGGUGGAUGUCGUGGGAGCCCGAAGAGGGUGCGUGGAGUGCAUAUAUCAAGCUGGAGAAGCGGUACAGCGAGUUCGACCGGGCGCGGGCCAUCUUCCAACGGUUUACGGUCGUUCAUCCCGAACCACGCAACUGGAUCAAAUGGGCUCGGUUCGAAGAAGAAUACGGAACCAGCGAUCUGGUGCGUGAGGUUUACGGUGUGGCCGUGGAGACGCUGGGGGAGGACUUUAUGGACGAGAAGCUCUUCAUCGCGUACGCCAAGUUCGAGGCGAAGCUGAAGGAGUAUGAGCGGGCCCGCGCCAUUUACAAGUUUGCCCUGGACCGACUGCCGCGGUCCAAGUCGAUGGCUUUGCACAAGGCGUACACGACCUUUGAAAAGCAAUUCGGCGAUCGGGAAGGUGUGGAGGACGUCAUUCUCUCCAAGCGCCGGGUUCAGUACGAAGAGCAGCUCAAGGAAAACCCCCGGAACUACGACAUCUGGUUCGAUUUUGCUCGGUUGGAGGAGACCGCGGGGGAUCCGGAGCGUGUGAGGGACAUCUACGAACGUGCGAUCGCCCAGAUCCCACCCUCACAGGAGAAGCGCCACUGGCGACGCUACAUCUACCUUUGGGUGUUCUACGCCCUGUGGGAGGAGAUGGAAAGCAAGGAAGUCGAGCGCGCGCGCCAGAUCUACCAGGAAUGCCUGAAGCUCAUCCCGCACAAGAAGUUCACCUUUGCGAAGAUCUGGCUGCUAAAGGCACAAUUUGAUGUUCGGCAGAUGGACCUUCAGGCCGCUCGCAAGACCCUAGGCCAGGCCAUAGGUAUGUGUCCCAAGGACAAGCUCUUCCGCGGCUAUAUCGACCUCGAACGCCAGCUGUUUGAGUUCCUUCGGUGUCGGACCCUGUUCGAAAAACAGAUCGAAUGGAAUCCCUCCAACAGCCAGUCCUGGAUCCAAUAUGCAGACCUUGAGCGCGGUCUGGACGACGCCGAGCGGGCGCGUGCGAUCUACGAGCUUGGGAUCGAGCAGCCGACGUUAGACAUGCCGGAACUGGUCUGGAAAUCAUACAUCGACUUUGAGGAGUAUGAAGCCGAGUACGACCGGGUACGGGCCCUGUACGAGCGCCUCCUCCAGAAGACAGAUCAUGUCAAGGUGUGGAUCAACUACGCUCGGUUUGAAAUCAACGUCCCCGACGAAGAAGAAGAAGAGAAGGAGGAAGAGGAGGAGAGGCCUGUUAGCGAAGAAGCCAAGCGUCGGGCCCGCAAGGUGUUUGAACGCGCACAUAAGGUUUUCAAGGACAAGGAUCUUAAAGAAGAGAGAGUGGAACUGCUCAACGCAUGGCGGUCCUUCGAAAACACGCACGGAUCGGCAGACGAUAUGGACAAGAUCGAGAAACAGAUGCCUCGCCGGGUCAAGAAGAGACGCAAGCUGGACGACGACCGGUACGAGGAGUACAUGGACUACGUCUUCCCUGCGGACGACCAGUCGGCGGCCAAUCUGUCGAAGCUGCUCCAGCGCGCUCACCAGUGGAAGCAGCAGCAGGGGCAGGCGAGCUAAUGGAGGUU